AUACCUAAUGCCCUUGUGGAGAAAUGUUGAAAUUAAAUAACCCAGAACACUAAUUUAUGUCAAAAUUCAGCCUUAAAAAUACUUUUCUUUAUAAGUGUUUAAAUAGGGUAAUUUAAAAAAAAAUAUUUGAUGAACACUUGACUCCAAUCUUUUAAUCACAUACCCUAUAUCUGAUAGGAAAAAAAAUGUUUACAAGGUGCCUCCAUCUUUUACAUUUUCAUACACAGCUAGCAGCACAUUUAUUGUGCAACUAGAACAUACCUACCAUUUGCUUAUGGUAUAGUGCUUUAUUUUUAUAAAAACAAUAGUGUUUGAUUGGUAUUACGUACAUAGUGAAUUUUAGGGCAGUCGCGUGAGUACGGAGGUAAUUAAAUGUAAAUUAUAUUUUAUUAUUAAUGUAUCUAUUGACUUGUUUUUUUAAAUGUGAGGGUAGUUGACCUAUAAAAAAUUCAAAAUCAUUAUCACUGAAGAUCAUCCCAGGUUUAAUCUUGCUCAAUUAAUCAAAAAACUGUUACUGUUUUUAAUAUUUAUUUAAAGCAUUUUUUUUUAUGAUAGGUUGUAAAUAAUCAAAAUGUCGGCGGAGUCGCCGCGACAUGCGCGAUCAGGCGGACCGCUUACGGUUCCUUCUCAGCCGCCUAGUGAUCGCAGCAUCAUCGACGCGGUCUCUGGGUUUAUCAAUGACGUCACGCUAUCAUCAUCCUCAAAUGUAGAUCCAAAGGACGUCAUACAAUGGGCAAGGUUCGAAACUGCAGACAUCAACGAACCGACGCCCGAAGGGGAUGGUGACCAUGACAUAACUCCUCUGCUCCUCAUCUUGGGGUAUGGGUCAGGGGUACAGGUGUGGCUGAUCCCGCCCAACGGCGAGGCGCAAGAGGUCCUGUCGUGGCGACAGGGCACAGUGAGGGUGCUCCGUAUACUGCCUACUCCGCAGCACGGCGACAGCUUCGCGUCGAAGAGGCCCCUCAUCGCCCUGUGUGACUCCGCUAGUCCUGGACCGACUUUCUGCUCCCUAAGCUUCAUUUCUAUCAGGGGCGGAGAACAAGUUAAAAGCAUAAAGUUCAAGAAUCCUAUCUUGGAUGUGCUGGCUAAUAAACGAUCAGUCGUCGUGUCGUUUUCGGAGAGAUUCGCCGUGUUCGAUGCAGAUACUUUGGAGGACAGAAUGGCUAUCACCACUUGUUAUCCGUGCCCCUGCCCACUCGGAGGCAGCAUGCCAAUCAAUCCAUUGGCAUUGGGAGACCGAUGGCUGGCGUACGCCGACAAGAAGCUUAAUCAAUCCAAAAGGAGCAGCGGUGGAUGCGAAGGUAACAUUUUUUUUUUGUAAUAUUUUAGUUUCACAAAAUGUAUGUUUUAGUAGUAUUAAACCCCAAGCAGGUAAAAAUUAUGAAUAAAACUAGCAGACCCGGCAAAUGUUAUUAUAUCAUAUUAAUUUCGGGUGGACCACCCUUAUAACAUAGAGAAAAAUAAUAAACUAUUCUUAGAUCUACUGAUUAUACAUGUAAAUUUUCAUCAAAAUCGGUCAAGUAACAGAGGAAUAUGGCGACGAAAGUGUGUAUUUUAUAUAUCAAACUAGUAUUUAAAAAAAAGAAAUAAUCGAAAUAAUUAUCUAUUACUAUUUGCUGCAUCAGUUUUUUGGUUAUAUGGACUUUUAAAUUCAAAUUUUUAUUUAAAUUCUCGUUAAUAAAAUGUAUUCGUAUAAUUAUGGCGUUUUAGAUUAUACAAAACUAGCUGAUCCGGCGAAUUUUGUACCGCCUUAUACCCUUUUUCUUUUAAAUCUUAUAUAUGAACCGUGUCAUGAAUUGUGGAAUAUAUAAAAAAUAGAAUCAUCCAAUUUGGUGCAGUCGGAACUGGAAUUCGGAAGUUAUGCGCGUACAUACGUUUGGGCGAUUAAUUUUUAUUCAUUGAUAUGUAAUAGCUCGCCCGGACAUUUU
Messenger RNA from Diatraea saccharalis (sugarcane borer), 1928 nucleotides. Lineage: Eukaryota; Metazoa; Arthropoda; Insecta; Lepidoptera; Crambidae. The record is from the annotation of a GenBank genome assembly.